This is a messenger RNA of Durio zibethinus, 1082 nucleotides long. NCBI's taxonomy places the organism in Eukaryota, Viridiplantae, Streptophyta, Magnoliopsida, Malvales, Malvaceae. The record is from RefSeq and is a predicted model, not a curated record.
GCCUUACUUUUUCUUAUCCUAGAGACAAAGAAGAUGCUCUUUCUAUGUCUCUUUCUAGUUGGAAUCUUGACAACGUUACUGUAGCCCAAAAGAAUUAACCUCCCUCAGUCCCACUGCCCAAGGAAAACCAACUUGACCCUCCUUCAUUGGUUUUUCCCCUUCCUUUUGCUUUACAUCAAACAGAACCAUCAAUCGUUUCACCAAACUUGCUUGGUUUUUGUUUUUUCCUCAAUAUUUCAAGUGCUCAGCUAUGUUACCAGCAACUGUGAAUAUGCAUCGCCGCCUACUUGAGACAGGAAUGAGCUUGCCACCAGAAAAUAGAAACAGAAUUCCUGGUUCUUACAUUAGCGAGGCAAAUUUUGACACCAACAUGGUGAUUAUAUUGGCAGCUCUUUUAUGUGCUUUGAUCUGUGCCCUGGGAUUGAACUCAAUAAUUCGUUGCGCUCUGCGUUGCAGCCACAGGUUUACCCCGGAGACUCCAGAACAAGUCGCGGCUCGCCUGGCAGCAACAGGCCUAAAAAAACGAGAUUUGAAACAAAUUCCUGUGGCUGUUUAUGGGGCAGGCGUGAGUUUUCCAUCCACUGAGUGCCCAAUUUGCCUCGGAGAGUUCGUGGAUGGAGAAAAAGUUAGAGUGCUGCCAAAAUGUAACCAUGGAUUUCAUGUGAGGUGCAUAGACACAUGGCUGGUGUCACAUUCAUCCUGCCCGAAUUGUCGGCAUUCGUUACUUGAACAUGAUACAUCAAACACCGAGACAUCCCAGGAAGUCACUGCCCGGCGACCACCAGAAAAUGGAUUAGGUGAUCAUCAGCAUGGCAGCGUUGUUGUAGUUGUUCAAGAGGGAAGUUAAUACACUUUGACCAUCAGUCUGAGGACUGGGGGUCGAGUUAGAGCUUCACUGUACUUUGUAGUUGUUAGAAUUUCAAUAGAAGAGAGGAAAUGAAUUGAAAAUGCUGGAUGUUUCUUUUACUUUUUCCCCUUGUUUAUUAAGUUCCACAAGUUCGAAGUUACAAGAUAAAUGCUUACAGAGUUACAGUCAAGAUAGACUGUUCAGCAGCUAGAUUCUAGAGAAAUGAAAAAAUAGU